CCACUCAGAAUCAAAAUCGGGCUCUGGGGUCGCUCAACCCCUCUUUCAGUACCAAAGAGUAUAAAGAGUGAUUUUAGUCGGCGUUAAUUGUAAGGACUGCAUUUAAAAGGACCACAAGAGUCCCAAAAGAAAGUCUGCGAUGGCUUCGACGCCCUCCGCUUCAGCGCUGUCAGCUGUGCUCCGGUGUCAGGGGAAUAUCCUCGCCAGAAAACAGGCGAACAAGAAGCGGCCUCCAGCGGCAGUGUAUGGGCUCGGGAUGACAUGUGGAGACUCGGUCAAAUCUUCUUUUCGCUCUCUUUGGGGAUUCGUAUUUCACAGGGAGCGAGUGGAGAUUCUCGGGGUUUUGUCCGUUGCAGUGCGAUUUGAAACGGACUGUUCAGGAAAAUCUUCGAUAAGAAAUGGUGAAUCCAAAGAUCUUCUGGUCAAAAGCUCCCCAAAGACUGACAACAAAAUGUUAACUAGGAAAGCAUCAAGCGAACAAAAUCAAUGGCCAAAGACGAAACUGACGUCGGACAAUACUUUUGCUUUUAAACCCCAACGUUACAGAGUUUUAUUCAAAAACAACCUGGUUCUGCGACUGGAUGGCACGUAUUUACGAAAAUUGAACUCCGAUUAUCCAUGGACUUGUUGUAUUUGUGUACUUUGCGCUCAGAACAAGAGCACACUAAACUACAGUAAUGUAAUCCCGUUGUUUUCUCUUGGCUUAUUGUGGAUUUUAAGGAAUAAACUGAUAUAUUUCACAACCGCAGUGUCAGACAGUGUGCGGAAGCAGCAACUUGGAAUAGGCUGGAACCAGCUUCAUCCGGAUGUAAAUUGUCGCCAAUGUGGUUUUAAAAGUGUGAUAAGUUGUGUGGAUGUGCCAAAUGUAGGCCUACUUCUGAACAUCAUGAGGAUCAAGACACUGGAAGGAGCUGAACCUGGGGAAUGAGUCUUCUGCUGAAGACAAUAUGGAUGACAUGCACUUCACACAAAUGCACUUUCAUAGAUACAGUUGUGCUCAAAAUUAUUCAUACCCUUGGUAAAUACGAUCAAAGGCAGCCCUGAAAAUAAGUUUGCAUUGUUUAUCCAUUUGAUCUUUCAUU
Messenger RNA from Sinocyclocheilus rhinocerous, 1082 nucleotides. RefSeq lists its product as uncharacterized. The record is from RefSeq and is a predicted model, not a curated record. The coding region runs from base 140 to 928 and encodes 262 amino acids. Lineage: Eukaryota; Metazoa; Chordata; Actinopteri; Cypriniformes; Cyprinidae. The transcript has 2 exons.